Mustela erminea (ermine) is the source of this 2512-nucleotide messenger RNA. RefSeq names its product trem-like transcript 4 protein. The record is from RefSeq and is a predicted model, not a curated record. Gene Ontology annotation, cellular component: cell surface. The coding region runs from base 30 to 1052 and encodes 340 amino acids. Gene Ontology annotation, molecular function: signaling receptor activity. The transcript has 7 exons. Lineage: Eukaryota; Metazoa; Chordata; Mammalia; Carnivora; Mustelidae.
GCUCCCACCCCAGCUCAAGAAGAGGGCCCAUGGCCUGGGAGGCCACAUGCCUGCUGCCGCCUGUCCUGCUGGUGCUCCUGGCCUCAGGCUCAUGGGGACAGAAGCCAGAGAUGCUGCAUCUCCUGGAAGGGGAGUCCUUCUCUGUGAAGUGCCUGUACCCGCCCCAGAAAGGCUCAGAAGCCGUGAAAUUCUGGUGCAGGUGGGACUUACCACGUACCUGUACCCUGUUAGCCACCUCACCCCAACUCUGGGGGAAGCCUCAAAACUCCAUUGAGGAUAAAGUCGGACGGGGCUACUUCAUCGUCACCAUGACCGAGCUCAGGGUAGAAGACUCUGGAUCUUAUUCAUGUGGAAUCUACAAAUCCUCCAGGAAAUUUUUUCAGAGAAACAUCCAUCUGGUGGUAUCUCGGGGGCUUGAAUGGCAUCUUCUCAGACCAGCUGCCAAGCCUGCUCAGCCAUCUGGUGAGCUGGGCACCCAGAGGACCCUGGUCAGCUGCUUGGUCAAUCACCAACCACCCAAGCCAUGGCUCACUGUCCACUCCAUGAGCACCAGUGGGACCACAGCUUGGACUUCUGCCACCAGCCCUGUCACUGACAGCCCUCAGGGCAACUGGCAGCUCAUCGUUCCCAGCUCUACGUUGGGUGUCCUGCUGGUGCUGGUGCUCAUCCUCCUUAUGAUCCUGUUCUUCAGGAAAGCCCGCAGAAGCGCCGCAAAAGGUGAGGACAAAUCCCACCACAUCUAUAACAACAUCUCAGUCCAGAAGGAACCGAGCACUGGGCAUAGGAAGGAACUCUCACCAAGGCAGAGGCGAUCUCAGCUUUCCUGGGGCUCGGAUCAACAGAAGGGCUCUGAUGAGGACACUGGGGCCAUCUGCUAUGCCUCACUUAUCCACCUGAAUCAAUUUGGCCCUGAGGACUCCAUCUACGUCAAUACUCAGCCCAAACUGAAACCCACGCCUGAUCCCUUUCUGACUGUAGAAUAUGCCUGCAUCCCUGGAACCAGACCCCAGCCCACCAAGUCAACUGCCCCAGAUAGGGAGCUCAAGAGCUAAGGACAGACUUCACUGAGCAGUGAGCACUUAGCAAGUACUUGUGAGGCAUAGGGCUGCUCUACCAGUGAUGGGUGGGGGGAGGACUUCAGCAUGGCAAAGAUGGUCCCAAACCAGCAAAAGAUCAUCGCUUCCUACAAGGGCAAUUAGGAGGAAGGAGGAAAGGAAAGUCAUUAUCAUUCAGAGGGGAGAAGCUUUGAGUGUGAAGGCUGUGAUGGGAAGGCUCUGGGGCCUAUAGAAGGGGUCUCUAGACACCUGCCUGCUCCCCUCCCCAGGGUCUGGGAGGAAGGAUACUGAAGUAGAGUCCAGUUAAAUAGGAUCUGGACACCAGUGCUCCAAGUAACCCAAUCUUCUCCACACUCUGUGACCCUCACUUCCUUCCUGACCAGGGCCUAUGAAAUCCUGACAUGCUGUGCAAGUUCCUCUUUGGUGACCUCCUCAGGACAGCCCCUGCCCAGCUCUUUCUGAGGGCCACUAAGUUCUAUCUCUCCAUCCCAGCUCCUCCUCUCCUUCCUGACCUUCCGAUUUUGAUUCUCACAAAUGACCCUGACAGGACGGGCAGUGCCUGCUGCUCAGCGGUCUUCCUUAACCCUUGGCCUUGCCAUUCAAGGUGGGGCUUGGGAAUUUCCUUCCCUGUCGUGGCCCCUGCAGCUCCACCAGAACUGAUCUGUGUUCCUCUGCCUUCCACAGAAGCUAUCAUGUAUUCUACAAGCUGCACAUCAAGGACAGCAGGCUGAGGGUUACCUCCUGUUUUGCCCUAGUGCCCUUGCACAGGGCUAUUAUGGGAACAGAGCUCCCUUCUUUGUUAGGCACUCCCAAGGAGUGACUCUGAACUGUGGGAACUCCAGGCCAUGGGGGCAGAGGGUGGGGUCCUACCACGUCAUGGAAAAGAUUGCUUGACUGCUGAUACAUCACUUCUCAAGGAUAACAUUUAAAGAUCAUCGAAUCUAACUGCCAGUGAGUCCAACUGCAAAAUCCCAGUGAGUCAUGCAGUGUCUGCCUCAAUCUCUCCAAGGACAGGGAAUUUACCACCUCUUGCUCAAGCAGCUUGUUUGUCAAUGUUUUCAGCUUGCCCUCAAUUACAGUGAAAGGUCAGCCUGUCUACAGGAUGGGACCUGAGGGUCAGGCUGCUUUAUGGCCAGAAAGGUAGAGGGGUUGGAGAGGUGAAGAGUGGGGGGCAGUCUGAGGUUUGGCAGGCUGGGUGCAAGGGAAAGGUCUUCCUCAGGGAGGAAGGCAAGCUAAGCACUUGUCACUUGGGACAUCCCAGGCUCCCUGUGCCGAGGAUGUGGUUCUAUCCGCAGUCUGUGGUUGCAUGAGGACACUCAGGAACAACCCCAAGUUGAAGGAGGUGGAGAGCAGGAUGCUCUGAGCAUCACUUUAGCCCUCCAGGUCUCUGCUCUGCCCUUCCAGCUCCCUAUAUCUGACUCCUAGAGAAUGGGCAACUACUGCACCCUGACCUCCCA